Messenger RNA from Schistocerca gregaria, 1363 nucleotides. RefSeq lists its product as uncharacterized. Gene Ontology annotation, biological process: regulation of exocytosis; protein secretion. The record is from RefSeq and is a predicted model, not a curated record. The transcript is spliced from 6 exons. Bases 63 to 659 code for a protein of 198 amino acids. NCBI's taxonomy places the organism in Eukaryota, Metazoa, Arthropoda, Insecta, Orthoptera, Acrididae. Gene Ontology annotation, molecular function: GTPase activity; GTP binding.
AUUCAUUUUUUCUGUUAACUUUUUGAGAGAUCGGCCUGGCCGCGGUAUUAUUUACUCUAGAAAUGGGUUGUGGUGCAAGUACUCCAGAAGAUGCUCAGAACGAGAUAGCUGCAGGAGGCCAGCAAAAGCCUACCGACUACAACUACAUGUGCAAACUGUUGCUACUAGGCGACUCUGGAGUCGGAAAAAGCGCGCUCAUGAUGCGAUUUGCUGAUGGAUCAUUCAAAGGGAGCUUCAUGAGCACUGUGGGCAUCGAUUUCAAAAUGAAAACAGUCACCAUAGAUGGGAAACGAGUCAAAAUUCAAAUCUGGGAUACAGCUGGACAAGAACGGUUCAGAACUAUCACCAAGACUUAUUAUCGUGGCGCAAAUGGCUACAUCCUAGUGUACGACGUGACGAACCAAGAAUCGUUCGACCGUGUCAAGUAUUGGCUCAAUGAGAUUAAGAAGAAUGGAAAUGAAAACGUCUAUAAAACCAUUGUGGGGAAUAAAGCAGACUUGAGCGAUCAGCGAGCCGUUAAGUUCGAAGAUGGAGAAAACUUUUCAAAAGAAGUUAAUAUUCCUUUUAUCGAAACCAGUGCGAAAGAUGGGUUAAACGUAGAAGGCCUGUUUACGACAAUGACCCAAAAGUUUGUAAAAUUUGCUGCCAGUCAGAACUAGUGUGCGCACAAAACAUUCCGUAUAAUGUGUCUUUUAUAUGCGCACUGAUUGUGUUGCCACGUUCCUCGACGAACCUCUCGUUGGAUGAUCGUGCAUCACGAAAUCACGCUAACUCGGCCGGGCCUUCUCAUUCGACAAACGCGUACCGGAAUGCGAAAUACACAGGGAACUCCGCUGAUCCUCACGUCAACUCAACGAAAAAAACUACAAAAUAAACACAUAUUGAACGCAAAUAUGUGAGGACGCUAGCACACCUCUCAACGCGCUAUUUCUCUAUGCCUCCGAGGUGUUCCGGCCGCAUUUUCUGCAGCCUGUCUUACACCAUAUAUACAUACCUCUUGUACAUUAUGUAAGCAUAUCAUACUUUUUUUUUUCAUUUAAUCCGACCUGUCAAAUUCUCCCACAUUUUCCUCAAGUGUCCUACAACUGCUUUCCUGCUCUCUUUCGUGUUAAACGCCGUUGAAAAAAUGUACACACUAGGAUCUAAGCAUUUCGUGUUCUCGAUCGAGAUGUUCCACUUGUCCAUCGUCGGCCUUGCCAGCGAGUUGGUCUCACAGUCCUCUCUGGUCGCGUGGCCCACCUUUCCGUACUGAAGGUCAUAGUAUUCGAUCCUCCUUCUGAACGGAGAUACACAAAAGUAUCCAAUCAAAGAAUUCGCCUCGUUGAAAAUAGAGUAAUACGAGGAAAGACGAUCCUUGAUCCGC